GAGAAGGAAACAGCGCGGCGAAGGUAAGGCGGUUCCUCGGUCACGUCAGGACAGCUGUACACCAUGUCUGUGGAAGAACUUAAGGGUAAAAUACAGCAGUUGGAGGCCGAACUGAAGCAGCUGAGAGAUGACAAGGGCUGCGCAAGAGAGAAAAUCGCCCAAAUGUCCGGCGAAGUGGUGGAUAGUAACCCAUAUAGCCGAUUGAUGGCCCUAAAGAGAAUGGGAAUUGUGGAAGACUACGAAAAGAUCAGAACUCAUACUGUUGCCGUCGUAGGAGUUGGUGGUGUUGGCAGCGUAACUGCGGAAAUGCUCACUAGAUGUGGUAUUGGCAAGGUAAGUAGAUGGACUUUAUUUUGGUGUAAUUGUUUAGCUAAUUCCAAAACAAAGAUUAAAGUAACAUAUGCUGGUACUUUCUUUUAUGCUGUAUGUUGUACAUGUUAUAAUGGUAUUGUAUAUAUCAUAUAUUUAUAUGUUAGAUGUAAAAGGAAAAGUAGGAAAGGGAGUAAUUAUAUUUCCUCUCUGUUGCUUGCAACACAGUUUUAUUUUGAAAGUUAUUUCUAUAUUACCAUAAAAUUGACAACAUAUAUCAAAGUGAACAUUGUAUCAGUCUUUUUACAGUCCUGUACUCUUUCAUUUAUUAGUGUGAUGAUUUUAUUUGCCACAGAUGAAAAUGAACUCUCUUCUUCUGCCACCAGGUAUUUGUUGAACUUUGGUCAGGUGUCCUACUACUUAGGUUACAAUGCCUUGGUGGACUUCUUUCCCACAAUGACAGUGAAACCCAACCCUCAGUGCGAAGACUCUUGGUGCCGGAAGAGACAGGCAGAAUACAACGCAAAGAAGGCAGCUGAACCUAAGGUGGAAAAGGUGGUGGAGGAGGAGAAAGCAGUCGUCCAUGAGGAUAAUGAAUGGGGUAUUUCUCUCGUUGAUGAGACAACCCCCGAAGAGACCAGCUCCGAGCCCCAAGUAUCGGGUCUUGCCAAGGGUAUAACGGUAGCCUACGAGAGGCCAGCCCCAACAAGCACCGAGGACGGGGCCAGCGUAGUCCAAACGGAAGACACGUCCCUGGAUGACCUCAUGGCACAAAUGAAGUCGCUCUAAGCUAAUUUCAUGGGUGGGAGGGAGGGAGGCAUGGGAGUGUUAUAUGGGACUGGGGUCUUGCAAGAUAUAUUGAUAAAAAGUAGAAGAGGUGAUGAGAAACCAAUUCAAAAUGUAGGUAUGUAUCACAGAAACUCUGAAAUAAUCUGACUUUGUCUGAAUCUCUUCAAGAGUUAAAGAAUCAUUGUUUUUCUUCAGCAAGUAAAGCUCCAUUGGUUUGCUAUCUCUACUGGUAUUCUCAUAUAUUUUGUAAAAAAGAAAAAAGAAGAAUCACAAGUGCCCAGAAUAUGAUUAAUAUAUCUAUUAUUAAAGGUCUUGGAAUCAAUCUUUAAAAAAAUGAUAUGAAAUAGCUUCAUUGUAUAUUUUAUUAGGAUAUUAUCAUUAGGUUGAUAUGAAGCUUAAACUUUCCCAUGGGAAGGAGAAAUGUUAUGAGUAUUUUGAAUUUUACAUUUUUUUUAUGAUAGAAUAUAUUGUUUAUAUAUGUUUAGAGUAUUUAUAAAUCUCUUCUCUCUCUUGUGUGUUUGUUAUGAAUUAUGUUAUUUGAGAUUCUUAUAUUUAAAUUGAAAAUACCAAGUCAGAAGAACAUUCCCCAUCUGCUUGUUUUAUAUUUCACAAUCGUAAGGUUUAGAUUAUCAGUGUUGCUAAUUGAUAUACAUAUUUUUUUUACAUUAAAUUAUUGAUAAAU
Penaeus indicus is the source of this 1780-nucleotide messenger RNA. It is a transcript of the gene Uba5, whose product is annotated as ubiquitin-like modifier-activating enzyme 5. The coding region runs from base 64 to 1098 and encodes 344 amino acids. Gene Ontology annotation, molecular function: ubiquitin-like modifier activating enzyme activity. The transcript has 5 exons. The record is from RefSeq and is a predicted model, not a curated record. NCBI's taxonomy places the organism in Eukaryota, Metazoa, Arthropoda, Malacostraca, Decapoda, Penaeidae.